GGUGGUUGGAAUGUUAUCCGGAUGUUUGGCUAUUAUAUAUCCGCUUCGAUUUUUUGGUGCCAACGCCAACAACUGCCGGCAACGGUCGAGCCACCCACAGUGUCGAUGGAAGGUUAAAGUAGUCCCCGACGAACGAAGGUCUUCCGAGUGGAUGGGGCCACUGAGAUGGUGUCAUCUUUGCUUUUACAAGGAACUUCAAACAUGACGUCGACCCACAAGCACGCCAGGCGACCGAGCCACGGGAUCCCAAGCCCAAUGGCGUUCCUCUCACCCUCCGAAUUGAAGGCGUCGCUAUCGAUCCAAGUGCCUUGCGCCACACAUACCGUGGACGCUCGAUGGGGCUGCGACGAACCUCCCUCGGAAGAGUUGUGCCAAGAGUACAAACCGAACGUGUUUCGCAAAGGUUUCUGCAUGAACUGCCAAAAGCGUCACGACGUGUCCGACGAUGGCCACGUGGCAUCGACCAAGUCGUUUGUGAGGAUCCACUCGCCAGCGACGUCGCCGCAUGCUGCCCGAGCGGAAUUGAAUCCGUUGGCAGAACACUCGAACCUGUCAGUGGCCCUCACCCAAGCGCGAGAGGACGCCCUCAUGCGGCUCCAUGCCAAAGACGAGCUAAAGCACCUGUCCAAGCAGCUGGAGGCGCUGCGUCGAGAUUUAGAGGCAGCACCGAACACGAAUGCCCUCGAGUGUAAACUGCAAGAGCUAGACGUGUUCGAGAAGCAGUUGGUAGCCAACGUGGGUCGUGCAUCCCCACAGUCAUAACAAGGUGGCAUCCAUCCAUCAUAUACGAAUUGGUUGUUCG
This is a messenger RNA of Aphanomyces astaci, 802 nucleotides long. RefSeq lists its product as hypothetical. Bases 166 to 762 code for a protein of 198 amino acids. Lineage: Eukaryota; Oomycota; Saprolegniomycetes; Saprolegniales; Verrucalvaceae. The transcript has 2 exons. The record is from RefSeq and is a predicted model, not a curated record.